This is a messenger RNA of Cuscuta epithymum, 2272 nucleotides long. The record is from the annotation of a GenBank genome assembly. NCBI's taxonomy places the organism in Eukaryota, Viridiplantae, Streptophyta, Magnoliopsida, Solanales, Convolvulaceae.
UCUUCUUAUGCAUUGUCAAAGAUAAAGAUACAUAUAUCUCUUAGGAUACUAAAAUAAAAAAGAACAAAAAAUCUUCAAUGAAUGUACACGCCUAAGCGGCCCAUUAAGCGCUCUAGGUGGGAAACUGGGCGCCCUAGGCGGCCGACUAAUUCACUUAGGCGCCAAAUCAAUUAGUCGGAGCGCCUAGACUAAAAUUGGGGCGCCCGACCACCGCCUAGCGCCUAGGCGGGGACUAGUCGGACGCCUAGAGCGAUUUUUAGAACAGUGGGUGAGACUUUGAGACGGUCACCCCUGAGAGAGCAACACGAAUCGCUAACCAUGUAGUGGGCUUGACACAGCCAAACCUAUUCCCAUAGAUCCAACCAUACCCAAUGACAUAAAGAGAGGCAAAAAACUCAAACAAACUGUCAAACUCAACAACAAAAAUGGACGCAAGAAAACAAAUAACAAACAGAUAAAAACUACAAGAAAAACGUUCACGAACUCUAGCACCUCGUGCAUCCCAUGGUGGUGGUUCAGGAGGAGGUCGUACCACUGGUACCAUGCUAAUUGAUCCUCCAUGACCUUUGGCUGCCAAAGACCAUGCAUCAAUCCUCCGUCCCUGCAUAACCAAACUCAACUCUACUCCGUGCGACCAGAGUAAGCGGAUAGGCGACACCGAUCUUCUGCAACGACGACGACAACGCCGCAUCCUCGAACCUUGACCACGAUGCCGAUCUCUUUGAGCCAUGACAGCAAAUAUGCCCUCCUCCACCGAUCUCCGCCCUCUGCAUCUGACCUGGACUCCAGUCGAGCACCAACGACCAAGGGAUAACAAAGCUGAUCUUCGACAAAGUCGAAAUAGGAAAAAGGCUCCAGUGGCCGACAUAGUUAAAGCCCUAGAGAGAAAAACGCGUGAUCGCUCUACCUUAGCCAAAAGCAGACCACUACUCCGCGGCCAGAUAUGCAAACAAGAACAGCCGAACUUCGAUCAAUAUGAUCGAAUUCGGAAAAAAAGCCUAGAGGCAGCUGCCCUAGGAGAAACGAUCUCUUGAUUUGAGAACUAAAAUACUCCGAUCCAUACAAUACUUUGCCUAGUCGUAGAAAGAAGUCGGAGAAUCAAACCAACCGCAGCAACUCUAGGAAGCAGAAGAGCUUCGUCGGUCUCGCCCUCCCUCGCAAAAUCAGAUUGUAAGGAAGAAGGCCACAACGAAACUACGCCUAACGCACAACCUCAGUCUCCUUCAUCCCAGCGAGCAAGUAGCGUAAGGAAUUCAGCUAGCCAGAUCGGAGCCUCCUUCAUCAAACUUGAAGAGAAAGUGGAGGAGCUUCUCCAUUUAACAUCCUCAAAGGCUGAAACAAGCUAAGUGGGAAGUCAGUAAGUCACCUACCAUGCCAGAAAUGUAUUGUCGGUGCCAAUUACUUUUUGGUCGAGUUGUAUGAUCGGGAUCUUCAUCACUACGAUGUGACUAUUACCAAGAGGUUGCAUUAAAAAAAGUUUGCAGAGAUUAUGGCAAAAGUCGUUGAAGAGUACAGGAGUACUCACAACCGCAUAUGGGAAAAUGAUUGGUUGCUUACGAUGGGGGAAAAAUAUUUAUACAGCAGUCGAACUGCCUUUUUCGUCCAAGGAUUUUUCUGUGAAGUUGGCUGACAAGGACAAAAAGUCAAGGCCAAACAGAGAAUUCAAUGUGUCUAUCAAACAUAGUAUGUACCACCACCUACAGCAGUUCAUACAACUUGAUACUCCGCAGGAAACUAUUCAAGUUCUUGAUUUUGCCUUGAGGGCAAAUUUAUCAACUAAAUAUCAGGUUGUGGGAAGAUCUUUCUUUGCUUCAAGUUUUGGAGAGGGAAGAUUAGAUGAUGGGCUGGAAUACUGGAAAGGUUUUUAUCGGAGUCUCUAUCCAUGCCAAAUGGGGCUAUCCUUGAAUAUAGAUGUGUCUGCCCUACAUCCUCAUGAGAGAGAGAAUAGCAUAGCGAAUGUUGUUGAUGCCAGUAAAUGUAACUUGGACAACAUAGUUGCUGAAUUCGGAAUGAAAUUAAUGGCUUGGGUAUUCCCCCCUACACCGCUACCAUGGCUAGCAUCACUUGUUAUAGACCCGUUGUUAGAUGUUUCUAACUCCAUGUAGAAUCUAGACGUGAAAGUUCCUAGACGAGGAAUGAUAUUUAUAGAUUCUGGACCAAUUAGGACCAAUUAGAUAUUUAUAAAAAAUUAGAAUCAAUCUUAUGCAUUGGAAUAGAAUAUGAUAUAAACCAAGAGCAAUUUUGUGCGGAUUUUGAGGUUUGAUAGUUUCCA